CUUACCGAAUUGGAAAAUUCGAAAGCCGAAAAGCCAAAAAAAAGAAAAAGAAAAAAAGGAAAAGAAUCCAAAUAGAUUUGGCCAAUCUACAAACCGGAGGAAGUGAGAACAACACGCUGUUAAAAGGAAAUAUUCACUACAAAAUUCUUCAAAUUCUCCAUUAAUAUAUUCUUUUAUGCAUUUACUUAUAAAUAAGGGCUAGGGUUUUUUAUUUUAUUUUCUUCUUUUUUUUCGUCACAUUAGCUAGAAUUUUAAUUUUAAAAUCCUCUAGAAAACCAAUCUUUCCUCGUCUCAGGCUCUUUCUCUUGUGAUUUGUAAGAUUAGGGUUAGGUUUUUUGCUUAGUGGAUAAAGAUGUAUGCUGAUCGAGUGGAGGCUGUUGGCAAAAGGUCGGUAAAGGAGCGACUCAGUGGCAACUCCGCUGACAACUCUAUUCGCCGGCAUCAAAUCACUGGCAAGAGGCUGAGGGAAGAUGACAAGUGGGAACAUGAUCUUUACCAAGAUGACUUACCUCAAGUUUCAAAUCGCAAAGUUGAUGCCCGUGAUCUUCGUUUGAAGCUCCAAAGGAAAAGUCACCAGCAGGUGUCUCAAAGUGGAAGGGGAGCUUUCUCAGGUGUGCGUGAUCUUCGUGAAAAGUUAUCUGGAACAAUGAAUACACAGCCUCUAAAUGUUGAUCCACCAAAACCAAAAGUGGAAACUGCCAAACCAGCCAGGAAAAGUGUAGCAGUUGAAACUUCUGAACCAGAACCGAAAAGGGCUGCAAAUAUGGUAGCAAGGAAGAAGGUUCAGCAAAAGGCUGAUACAUCAGUUGAGGGCUUCCUCCAGUCUUUGGGUAUUGAAAAAUACACAAUUCUUUUUCAAGCAGAGGAAGUUGACAUGACUGCUCUUGUACACAUGACUGAUGAGGAUCUAAAAGCGUUAGGAAUACCAAUGGGCCCAAGAAAGAAGAUACUUCUGGCAUUGGAACCUAGAGGCUGACAUUUGGAGUUUUAGCAAGUGGUUGUUGCCAGUAGGAUCUCAAGAUGUAUUAUUGGCUGACAUCCCUACAAGGUAGCAGGGCUGUGUUUUGGCUGAUGAGACACUGCUUGUAACAAUUCUUUGGGUACUUGUUUAUUUUGCUUUUUGUUCAGCUUUAUUGACAAAAAUGUGGAUUCAUGCGGAGCUUGUAUUGAAAUGGAAGGAUGGAGUAUCCUUAGAUGCCAAGUAGGUCGGAGCCUUGUUUCUCGUGCCCCUUACGGGCUUCGGUUAGAUACGUUAAACUAAUGUAUAUGCUGCAUUGAUUUAAUCUUAUUUUUGGAUGAUUUCUAAAAUCCAAAUGAAGUGUAAACUGUAAAGAGAGAUUCGGAAAAAAAAAAAAAUGUGUUAUACA
Theobroma cacao (cacao) is the source of this 1367-nucleotide messenger RNA. Its product is annotated as Sterile alpha motif (SAM) domain-containing protein. Gene Ontology annotation, molecular function: protein binding. The record is from RefSeq and is a predicted model, not a curated record. Lineage: Eukaryota; Viridiplantae; Streptophyta; Magnoliopsida; Malvales; Malvaceae.